Messenger RNA from Syngnathus typhle (broad-nosed pipefish), 4369 nucleotides. It is a transcript of the gene kcnab1b, whose product is annotated as potassium voltage-gated channel subfamily A regulatory beta subunit 1b. Lineage: Eukaryota; Metazoa; Chordata; Actinopteri; Syngnathiformes; Syngnathidae. Bases 2288 to 3487 code for a protein of 399 amino acids. Gene Ontology annotation, cellular component: cytoplasm; extrinsic component of cytoplasmic side of plasma membrane; voltage-gated potassium channel complex. Gene Ontology annotation, molecular function: voltage-gated potassium channel activity; transmembrane transporter binding; potassium channel regulator activity. The transcript is spliced from 18 exons. Gene Ontology annotation, biological process: transmembrane transport; negative regulation of delayed rectifier potassium channel activity; potassium ion transport. The record is from RefSeq and is a predicted model, not a curated record.
UUUCGUUUAUCGCGGCUUCACUACAUCGUGUUUUUUUUUUCCGAAUUAAAAAAACAUUUAAAAGUCAAAAUAAAACUUCUAAAUUGAGGAAACCCGUCUAACCUUGAAGACAAUGUAGUAUUGCUCCAAAUGUCUGAUUACAUUCCUUUAGAAGUCCGUCUUUGCGUGUUAGCAUGAUCGCGGAUUAGUAUCUUUCCGCUUAAUCGUUAGCCUGCCCAGUACUUCUUGUUGCUGACCUUACAUCGCUGAUUUCACUUAUCGCUUGGCUUUUGGAACCAACUAUCCGCGAUAAACGAGGGAUUACUGUACUUUAUCCCAGCAGUUGUUUUUUUGGUCUUCUCACGAAGCGUUCAAUGCUGAAUUGGGCAUUUAGCGUUCGUGACAUGAGAAUUAAUAAGUUCCACCAGGGACGGUUUGUUUACAAGGUAAAUAAACGACUGAGGCCAUCUUGGCUUGGCUUGUCUGCUUCCAGCAACACUUGAUGGAAGUGUUUGAGUAGCGGGCUGCUUUUCCAGUAAGUGUGUUUAGCCAAGAAGAGCCGCUUCCUUCUUCCCGCCGCAUGUUUUCUAGGCCCAAGGACAGAGAGGCCUCUGUUGCGUCCGUAGCCGUCGUCAAUGGGUCUUACACGCUGUCCGCCGGCGUUCUCCGACUAAGGCCUCGUCUCUCUCUCGUUGCCCAGACUGGAGGUCAGAGUGCCAGCGGGAAUGAAAAGACCGAAAGAGCCACUUCUCUCACUUCACCAAAGAACCUUUUGUCCUCCAACUGUCACCGCCGCCACUUGUCAAUGCUGCGAGACGGGCACCGAAUGUGACCAACUUUCGGUGAUGUAUAAGCGACAGCAAUGGUCGGUCGAAAGUCAAUGAAACGUUCAAAUUCAAACUAAAAUUUAACAUCUGUCGCGUAGAGCAAAACUGUAGUUAUUGUUAUACGGCUUGGCAAGUGUGUUUAACGGAAUGUUUAUCACAUGCUUGUCAACUAUAGCUGACAGGAAAGAAAAUGUGCUUCCUGUGCUAACGCUAGCGUGACAAACUUUUGCACUCUUAGUUCCUCUUCUGCUAAAUUAGGUAAAUUAAAACGAGGCAGAAUCAAGUGUGAGAUGCCGUCAAAAGAAGGACAAGGGUGAGAAAAGGUCAGCCCAAGUUCAUUAUGCUGGCUCUGGUGAUUUGAUUGAAUCGCAAAGGAUAGAUUUUCGGGAGAUAUUGAUGGUAAAUAUCUCAUUAGAUGAUUUAGACCUAUUAGUAAAUCCCUUUUGCUACUAAUCAAGUCUGAACAUUUCGCAAUCAGGCAUGUCCUAAUGAAAUGGACAUAUAUGUUGCUCAACAGUCAAAUAAAUUCAAAAAACAAACAUUUUUUAAAUUAUUUUAUGGCCAUAUUGAAAACUUAUACAUUCACCUUUAGGAUAGCUGCGUUAGUUAUAUUUAAGUGUAGAUUUAUGUUUAGGUUACGUUGUUGCUUAUGUUGUUGCAGUGUCACAUUUGGUCCACAAGAGGGCAGACAGGUUCAAAUCAGAACUGUACUCUAGCAACGGAUGUGUGCAGAUAUUUCAGACCAAAAUAUCCCCGUGGCUUUGCUUGGCUCUCCUCCCAGACGAGGUAUUGCUGGAGCCGUCAUGGAUCCGAGCUCAGGCAGAUUCCACCUUUGUCUUCAUUUGUCCGUCAACUAAGAAUAAAGGUGACCUCACAGGAGUGGGGGAGGCCCAUGCUGGAUUGCUGCUGUCACACUUCCAUCCAGCUCACCAGGCAGAGGAGAAAGGAGCAACCAAUGCUGGCAGUCCACAAUCCCACCAGCUGUCCUCUAUGAAGCUUUGCAGCCAGUGGAGCUUAGGAGGAGCUUUUUCCCAAGCCAAUAUGCUCUACAGGGUCCUGUCAUCAUCAAGCCCAGCGCUUUCGCUUCCACGCUGGGGUUGCUGAACCCCUUGCAGGGGACUUCUGGGACCGGACGCAGCUGGUUGUGGCUUAUCGGGUCUGACGAGACCUCCAAGGUGGACUCGCAGCAGCGGUGUCAUCCGAGAGACGUUCACGACAACUUAUUGCGUGUGGAGUCAGCAUUUUGCAGGAUCUCAUAUGUCCUCACGCUCCAGUCAGGAUGGGAUGGCUGUUCCAUCAGUUUAAGUUCUCCACACCUCACAUCACGCUCCUUCAUUCCCUGCCUGUGACCUCCAUAUGAGAUUCCACAACUGUGAGCAAAGCUGGCCCAGACGUUCAGCUUCACAUCAUCCUAAAAAGGAGCAGCUAGCCCGGCGUCGGAGCAGCUCUAGUGGCUGCGGCGUUUGUCGGUGACCACAGCCAUGCAGGUGUCUUUCGCGUGCACAGACCAUGGGCUGAAGGCCCCGCGCAACGGCGAGCACAGCAAACAGAACACCACCAGCCCCAACACCACCAGCCAAGCCCGAGCCCGAUUUCGCACCGUGGCCCUGAUAGCUCGCAGCCUGGGUUCCUUCACCCAUCGCUACCAUCACAAUCUCAAGGAGUCCACCGCCAAACUCACCGGGAUGAAGUACCGGAAUCUUGGGAAAUCUGGUUUGCGUGUGUCCUGUUUGGGCCUGGGCACGUGGGUGACAUUCGGCGGUCAGAUCUCAGACGAGGUGGCCGAGCAGCUGAUGACCAUUGCGUAUGAGAGCGGGGUCAACCUGUUUGACACUGCAGAGGUGUAUUCAGGCGGGAAAGCAGAGAUAAUCUUGGGAAACAUCAUCAGGAAAAAAUGCUGGAGGCGAUCCAGUCUCGUGAUCACCACAAAACUCUACUGGGGAGGAAAGGCUGAGACAGAGAGAGGCCUCAACAGAAAACACAUCAUUGAAGGUUUAAAAGGCUCUCUUCAGAGGAUGCAACUAGAGUACGUGGAUGUGGUUUUUGCCAACCGACCAGACAACAACACCCCCAUGGAGGAGAUCGUGAGAGCCAUGAGUCAUGUGAUCAACCAGGGCAUGUCCAUGUACUGGGGAACAUCACGGUGGUCUGCCAUGGAGAUCAUGGAGGCUUACUCAGUGGCCAGGCAAUUCAAUCUCAUUCCGCCAGUCUGUGAACAGGCUGAGUAUCAUUUUUUCCAGAGGGAAAAAGUGGAAACACAACUGCCGGAGCUCUACCAUAAAAUCGGUGUCGGUGUGGUCUCAUGGUCCCCUUUGGCCUGCGGCAUCAUCACUGGCAAAUAUGACAAUGGGGUGCCCGAGUCCUCCAGGGCCUCCAUGAAGCCAUACCAGUGGUUACGGGAGAAAAUAAUGAGUGAGGAUGGAAGAAAACAGCAAGCCAAGCUGAAAGAAAUGGCUCAUAUAGCGGAGAAGCUUGGUUGUACGUUACCCCAACUUGCUAUCGCAUGGUGUCUGAGGAAUGAGGGUGUGAGCUCAGUACUGUUGGGAUCCUCCAAUCCAAACCAAUUAACAGAGAAUCUCGGAGCCAUUCAGGUGAUUCCAAAGAUGACAGCGGGCAUCGCCUCAGAAGUGGAUCACAUACUGGGGAAUCGCCCACACAGCAAAAAAGACUACCACCAUUAGGACAACCUGACAGUCUCUGGAAAGUGUAUCAAAGAUCACACAUACAGCCAUGGCACAACAACUAGUGCCCAACUUUGCUUGUGUGGCCCUGUGUGUGACUGUGUAAGAUGUUCUGCUUGGUUCCUCAGCCACUUGUUAUCAUAAAAUGAGAUCCUCAGCAAAGAAUGCAUGCUUACGUACAACCAUGGCAGCGGGCUGAUGCGAGGGAGAAGAUCCAACGUGAUCAUUUAUUGAAUUAUCCAUCUGUUCCCAAUCUAUGUGCACAAAGUCAAGAGUGGAGAAUAAUGCAAUAAAUUCUGUAUGAUGUGAAGAAAAUCAAGCAGCAUCAUUGCUGUGCAGUGAAUACCUUAACGUUAAGUUGCAUUUGUUUUUUUAAGAAUUUUGCCUCGCUAAAUGUUUAGGAGGUGUUAGCAACAUGUAACCUGAGUAAUUGAGCCUGGCCUCAGCAGACUGGAUGCUACGGCGCAUUUUUUUUUUUUUUUGCAUCUCAAACUGAAGUGUCAGUGUGAUAAAUUGUCCCUGUAUAAGAUGAACUGAGCUCAGCUUAUAUAUUUUCCAAAACAACUGUGCUGUUACUGAUUGUAAUGUGUUUUAAACAGUUUCAACCAUCCUCCAAAAAUGUUGUUUUACCUUAACAUGUUUUUAUUUCGACUCUUGUGGUUAAACAUUGUCAGGGUUGUCAUGAUGAUGAAUCGGAGAGGGGAGCUUUUAAAGCCAUAUAGGCCCUAGCUAAUGAAAACACACAUUACAUACACACGCUGCGCUCCAAGCAGUUUGUUCCAGAAGCCAUUUUACUAAAUGGCUCUUUGUUUUGCUCUGUUCAUGUGUAUUUUUGGCGUGAUUCAUCAGCGUUGUACAUAGAAAUAAAGAGAUUAUAACUAA